Linum trigynum is the source of this 2496-nucleotide messenger RNA. The record is from the annotation of a GenBank genome assembly. Lineage: Eukaryota; Viridiplantae; Streptophyta; Magnoliopsida; Malpighiales; Linaceae.
UUGGACGAUCUCUUUGGACUUUGACGGCUGGUCGACCCUUUUCAUGUUGAUGUUUUCCCAAGAACUCACUGUUCUACCGCCCAACCCCUCUCCGCACCUACGUCAACCCUAUUUGCGAGCUCACACAAAGAUUUAUGGACCCCUUUUAUUCCCCAUAAACUGUUCUUUCCCGGCCCCUAUCUUCCCCGCGACAAUUUUCUGGCGAUUGGCCAAGUUGGCGAGUCACCAUGCUUAGCCAUCCUGUUUCUUCCCUCCGACGAUUCAUUGGAGAUUGGCCAAGUUGGAUCCUCUAGCCGGAUUUUCUAUAGCCGCUACUCCUCCCAUCUUCUAAUUGGAGAUUUCACCAUAAAUCCCCUGCAAAUAACUUUGGACUGGCCGCCAAUCCUCCCGGAUCAUUGUCCACUCUGUUUUCCUCCGAUAGACUCUUGGCCUCAUGAUCUCCCUGCGAGUGAAAACAUGUCACCUGUUCAUCUCUAUUGGCCUCAUGAUCGCCCCCGGGAGAGAGCGUUGGAGUGCGCUGUUCACCACCUGCUCAACAGUGGCCACGUCGACAGUAGGUCCAGGCGCGGCGGAGACAGGAGCGGGAGCUGCAUAUGCCGGGCGAUCCGCUGUGGAACCGGCAGUAGCACGAGUAGCAGCACGCUGGGUCGACCUGCAAUCAAGAACAAUGUGGCCAUUGCGUUUACAAUACACGCAAAAAUUCUUGCGACGACAGUGCUUUUGGAGAUGUCCCCUCUCGUGGUAAUGGUGACACUCGAGCUCGUAGUCGGUAUGCCUCGCUGAAAUUGAGGCCUUUGGACAGCAGCAGCUAUCGACUGAGAGCGAUAAAUUAAAUGCGCCAUGCAUGCACAACUUGUCCAACUCUUUCUCGUUUGCUUCGUAUCGUAUGUAUGUGCGUUUCUUCUUAUUUGCGUCUUCUUAAUUAUAUUGUUGUGGUAACUCUUUUACCCUCUCUUCAUCAUACAUGCAUUAAUUUCUUCAGAAGAUUGGGGCCUUGUUUUUUCUUUUACGAUAUCCAAAAUUAAGGAGGAGCUACCAAGAUGAGGAGUUGAGAAUUGAGAAUGAUCACUACCAAUGUGAGGUUAAUAUCAUCGAACAUUGUUUCAAGAUAUAUAAUUACAUCUUAUUGCUAUAAAUAAGAGGUGAAAAUGACAUGUGAGGAAUAUUCAAAAAAUAAAAUAAAAUCAAAACGUGACAACUGCAAUGAUAUGUACACGGAUAAUGAUCAGGUUGAAAUGAGAGCCACUAAUUAUAAUUAAUUAUCCUCUGUUCUCUUAUUUUUAUUCUAUUUUGUUUUGCUUGGUGGGAGCAUGCUUAGAUUAAUCCUUUCCUUCCUAGCUAAUGUUAGCCGAAACGACAAAUUAAUUAAGGAUUGCCGUUGAUGACAGUGAUUAGUGAUGAUAUUGUUGUGGUCUGCACUGGAUCCCUUUUAAUUAGAACAAAAUUCAGAAUUAAUUACGGAUUAAAAGGAAGAUUAGCUAAAUUGGAUCCUAUGUAUAUUUGUGCAUAUAAUACACCCAUCCAUCUGAUCUAGAGGUGGCAAAUGGAUUGAUCCAUUGAUUGGAGUGGUGGAUUCAUGGAUCAAAUGGAUUGGAUCAAGUGGAUUGGUGGAUUAUCCAUGAAUCCAAAUGGCAUUCUCAACCAAUGACCAAUAUGUAAAAUGUGAAAAGUUAAAGACACAAAAAUGUCAUAAUGAAAAAUUUUAGGUACCAAAACAUAAUUUUUCAAUGAUAUUUUUCGAAUAAAAAUUAAAUUUUUGGUACCAAAAUGUAAAAUAUAAAAAGUAUAGAUACCAAACCGUAAUUUGCCAUUUGGAUCCAUGGACCAAUCCAAUUGGAUUUAAAUGGAUUGAAUUAGGUGGAUAUUUUUAAUAGAUUGGUAAAUUGGAUUGAGAAUUGACACCUUCAAUAUCAUCACAACAUACACUCCACGUACAGCUCAACCGCUCCCCUGUUGUCCUCCAGCAGCUCUCCCUGUCGACAGGUUCCUGCACGCCGGACGACGCAAAACCUCAUGGACGACGUCGAUCGGCGAUGUCUCAGUGGAUCGGGAAUCCAUCCCCGUAUAGUAGCAGUAUAGGAGAAGAGAGUGUGUUUUGAAGUUUGGAGAUAGAUAGAGCUGUAUGUUGUGCCUAUAGAGGUAUAACUCUAUACUUGUUGUAUUGGAUUGGCAUAUUUUGGAUCAUUGAUUAAUGCAAAGGAUCCGAUUCAACGUAAAAAUUUAUUUCAAUUAGAUUCAUUUUAUACAACUUCUUUGGUGUUUCCCUCAAAAUUUUGACGAUGCAUCAAGUGUCUACUUUUAAUUUCUUUUGUCUUUCCUCGAGAGGGGCAGGCUUAGAUAAUCCUUUCAUUCCUAGCUAGGGCCCGCGGCCAUUUGGCCGAUAAUGUUAACCGAAACGACAAAUUAAUUAAGGAUUAUGUGGAUGACAGUGAUUAGUGAUGAUGAUGUUGUGGUCUCCACUGGACCGCUUUUGAUUAAUUAAAAGAUUAAUAUUAU